CCAAGUGACAGUGUGAAUGUACCAGCGAGCUGCGGACUGUCGGACUGACCUGACGACAGAUUUAACGGGAGACACUGUGGCAACACGGUUCAUAUUGUUAUCCUCAUCAUUUCCCUCGGUUUAGCCUCUUCGAGGCUCAGUAAGGAGGAAUCCUGGAAGCACCCGAAGAACCGCGGAUAUCUACGCGGCAUGGAUGCUUCGUGACCCGCGGCAGGUGUGAAGAGAUGCCGGGAGAGCCGCCGGCGGGCACCGGCCGGGUGGUGCUGGUGAAGAAGAUCGUCAUGAAGGACGGAGCUGCGCUCCAGCAGGGCAUCGGCAGGCCCAGUGUGUAUCAUGCUGUGGUGGUGAUCUUCCUGGAGUUCUUUGCCUGGGGAUUACUCACUACGCCUAUGCUCACUGUUUUACAUGAAACCUUUCCCCAGCACACCUUUCUGAUGAAUGGACUCAUUCAGGGCGUGAAGGGUCUGCUGUCAUUCAUGUCUGCCCCUCUGAUCGGUGCGUUGUCGGAUGUGUGGGGGAGGCGAUCCUUCCUGUUGGUCACUGUCUUCUUUACCUGUGCCCCAAUCCCUCUGAUGAGGCUCAGCCCCUGGUGGUAUUUUGCCAUGAUCUCCAUGUCUGGAGCUUUCUCUGUCACCUUCUCAGUCAUCUUCGCCUAUGUUGCUGAUGUAACAGAUGAAAGAGAAAGGAGCACAGCGUAUGGUCUGGUGUCAGCUACUUUUGCAGCCAGCCUGGUGACGAGUCCAGCCAUCGGGGCGUACUUGUCUGCCUGGUACGGAGACAACCUGGUGGUUCUGGUGGCCACGCUGAUCGCUCUGGCUGACAUCUGCUUCAUCCUGCUGGCUGUGCCUGAGUCUCUGCCGGAUAAAAUGAGGCUCAACACCUGGGGGGCGCCUAUCUCCUGGGAGCAGGCCGACCCCUUUGCUUCUCUGAGGAAGGUGGGUCAGGACUCGACAGUCUUGUUGAUCUGUAUCACCGUGUUCUUGUCUUACCUGCCAGAGGCUGGACAGUACUCAAGCUUCUUCCUCUACCUGAGACAGGUCAUUAAUUUUUCCUCCACGACCAUUGCUGUUUUUAUUGGAGUGGUGGGCAUUCUGUCUAUUGUAGCUCAGACGCUCAUCCUCACCCUGCUGAUGAGGACUCUGGGUAAUAAAAACACCGUUCUGCUGGGUCUGGGUUUCCAGAUUCUUCAGCUGGCCUGGUAUGGCUUUGGGUCAGAACCAUGGAUGAUGUGGGCGGCCGGUGCUGUCGCUGCAAUGUCCUCCAUCACCUUCCCAGCUGUUUCUGCUCUGGUGUCACAAUCUGCUGAUCCUGACAAACAAGGUGUGGUCCAGGGGAUGAUAACAGGAAUCAGAGGUCUCUGUAAUGGCCUGGGUCCAGCUCUGUACGGAUUUAUCUUCUUCCUCUUCAACGUUGAGCUAAAUACCAUGGACCCCAUCCAGGGAGACUUUAACAUUGACCCCUUGCCUCUGCACAGUCCCACUGAGCGAGGCCUCAUUCCCGGCCCGCCCUUCCUGCUGGGGGCGUGUACCGUGGUCAUUGCCUUCAUUGUCGCUCUCUUCAUCCCUGAGAAACCCUCCAGCUCCUCCUCUUCUCCGCAGCUGUCCCUGAGUGACAAGCCUCACCCAGACAGCAAAGCGUCGAUGUCCUCACUGGCUGGCGUCCACAUCAACACGCCCCUCCCAGGCAGCGAUGAGGACACCCCUCCCACCGCCAGUGAUGAGGACUUUGAGCCGCUGCUGCAGGACAGUAUUGUCUGAUGGACUUUUUGUAUGAAAAACAAAGACCCAGUAACACAUUUUCUUUGCCACAGGGUGGGACUAAGUGUGCUGUUAUUGUCAGAAGAUUGCUAUUGACAGAAAGAAGCUCCCAAAGCAUUGUUUCUUUGCCAGAAGGCAGUACCCACAUAUUGCUUCAGUGACCAGGAGCAGAGGGAGUAACGUCUUUUGAGUGAUCAGUAAGGAUAUUUCUCUCACAAUGGUGUGGAGCAAAAAGCUACAAAUAAGAUGUCAUUGUUUGAUCUUACAGAAGUGACAAUGAUUUGACUGACCCGGGGCCAACAAAGACGUGGAAACCAUCAUUAAGGAGGGACCAACUGUAUAUUUUUAUGGAAUGGGCAUGCCCAGUUUUGGGAUAUGCGCAUAUAAAAUCCCCUGAAAGGAGGGAGAAGUAUUCCUAAGGUUUUAAUUGAAGGAUUAUUGUUCAUCUUUAAACUUGAAGUUGUUGAUUGUUUUUGUGAUAAACAAGAAAAGGUGUUUCUACCUUCAGCUGUUUCAUUUCAAACUCUAUUUUUAAUGCUGUGAUUAUUUCUUAUUGGUUAUUGUACAAAAGAAACAUGUCUGCAACAUAUUAAGAGCAGGCAAAACGUCAGUGAGAAUUUAUACUCUGUUUUAAAAACAUUUUGUUACAGUUGUUUUUCUUUUUUGGCAGUGUUAAGGUUUUUUUAUUCUUUCAAGUGUACAGUAUCUUACCUGAUAUGAGCUAUUGAUUGAUAACAAGGUAAAAAUAUUAUGAGCUGAGAGAUGAGUCAGCCACCUGAAAUCCAAGGUGUCAAAAUAUCAGUUUUAAAAGCCGUUUUUGUCAUUAUCAUGGCCAGGGUUCUAUUUUUAAUUUCCAUCAUCCAGAGCAAGAAAGACGGGAAUUAUUUAGGCAAUGUUUUCAUUGGGGGCUGAAAAAAUAUAACAUUUCUUGUGUGAAGAAUAUUUGAGAACCAAAGAAUCUUGAAUGGUUCUGAAAUUGAAUAAAAUAACCAAACACCUCACUUGAUAGUUUUAACUUUUAAUUUCACAAGUCAGUGUACCCGUAUGUGACUCUACCUCAGAUUAGCGUGCAUUUAAAUCACACUCAACCUGGAUUUACCUAUCGUCUGUCACAUUUAUUUUAUUUGCUAUCUCAAAGUCACUUUAUGAAAUUGCUGCUGGCUGCUGGCAGUGGGAAAACCUCACAGCUGCAACUAUGGUAUUUAACACAUUUUAUCUCAGGAUUGCGUUAAUUACCAAUUUUUCUGUGUGCAGUGUAUCCAUAUGGUGGUAACUGAACAAUGGGUGGCAGUGUCAUUCAUUUUUGGACUAUUUAAUCACAAAAUAAAGAUCCAGGUAACAUA
Molecule: messenger RNA, 3100 nt
Organism: Acanthopagrus latus (yellowfin seabream)
Lineage: Eukaryota; Metazoa; Chordata; Actinopteri; Spariformes; Sparidae
Gene: slc71a2a
Product: major facilitator superfamily domain containing 14Ba
Exons: 12
Coding region: 225-1757 (510 amino acids)
Biological process (GO): transmembrane transport
Cellular component (GO): membrane
Molecular function (GO): transmembrane transporter activity
Source: RefSeq, a predicted model, not a curated record